GAGGCUCUUGCAUGUUAGACUCUGCAAAGACGCGAGAGAUUGAGACGUGAAGAAUAAAAUAGGAGGAAAAAAACCCUAAAAGCGCACCAAAAAUAUAUUUUUUUCUCUAUCUGUUCUUGAAAGAAACAAUAUGGUGACCCAAAGAUUGGAGAUUUGCAUCGAGCUGAUGAAGUUGGCCGUCGAUAUCGUCGUUGCCGUGACUGAAGCCCUCGACGGAGCAUUUUUCCGGCAGCCUCCGCCGUCUUCCUCAGGCGUAAACGGUUGUAUGAGCAAUUACUCUGCCGUUCCCGUUCCUCUUGUUGGGUUCCUCCCUUGAAUUUUCUCCUUUUCUUUAAUUUUUUUCUCUUUUAAAUCCCUUUCGCUGUUGCUUUGAUUUGCCCAUAAGGUUGUUGAAGAUCUUGCUCACUUGUAUUAAAAGCCAAAAAGAUUUGCAGUUUAGUUGCUCGAGAAUAAAGGCAUGGUUCUUUUA
This is a messenger RNA of Tarenaya hassleriana, 469 nucleotides long. RefSeq lists its product as uncharacterized. The transcript has a single exon. The coding region runs from base 131 to 316 and encodes 61 amino acids. NCBI's taxonomy places the organism in Eukaryota, Viridiplantae, Streptophyta, Magnoliopsida, Brassicales, Cleomaceae. The record is from RefSeq and is a predicted model, not a curated record.